GACAAUAUUUUAUUUCCUUUUUUAAAAGAUAUCUAAUAUAAAAUAAAACAAUCCUAUUGGUUGGUGAACCUAAAAGUUCAUCCUAGGGGUGGACGUAAGAAUAAGUCUAAUAAAAAAACAUAUAUUUUCUGGAAAAUAAAAUGAAGUUGUUUGGCCAGUAUACAAAAUAAAAGCAUCUUCGGUUACCAUUUAACUGCUAGUGGCGAGAGAGAAGCUUAAACAAUUGCGUAGACUUAUCAUAAAUGAAUAAUAAUUCUAAUAAAUCAUGUUGGCUACUACACCCAUGUGUUGGUUUUACUUGUUUCAAACUUUCAUCUGAAACAGAACUCACAUAACUUACUUAAUAUCUGAAAGUUAAGGUUUGGUUUUAUCGUGGCAAUUUUUAUGAAUGAUAAUUUAUAUCUUAAUGUCUUGUUUUUUCGUCAACAAAUUCAAUGCCUUUUGUUUGUUUGCCAGCAAAAAAUGUCUUUUCAGUUUUACUGUUCAAAAUUAUAAAAUAUAUACGUUUAGUCAAUAAUGUGAUCGAUGAUACAUCAAAACACGAAUCUUAUCAUGUAUUAAUCAAAUUUGCCAAAGUAAUUAUUUCCAUAAUCAGUUCAGUAACACAAUUAUCAAACACAAAGACUUUUAAUACGAACCAUACGAAUUAACCAAAUACAUAUCACUAAUUCGAAAAGACAGAGAGGACAAUUUCGUAGUUAUAUCAAAAACUUAAUGGCAUAGUUGUAUAUCCUUCACUAUAUAAACUUCGUCUCUCCCAAAUGCUCAAACCCUCCCACGAGCCCACCUGACAUUUUCUCUCUAGCUUUCUCGUGAAGAAAUAAAGAUUAUACUUCGAUUUGGACUAAACCGGAGAAAGAACCAAAAUAAUGGCCGGAGGUCUCGUAAAAUGCAGCAAGAUCCGCCACAUUGUCAGUCUCAAGCAAAUGCUCCGGCGAUGGCGCAACAAAGCACGUUUAUCUUCAGUCAGCCGUUGUGUACCGUCCGAUGUUCCAUCUGGACACGUGGCGGUAUGUGUUGGUAGCAGUUGCAGGAGAUUCGUGGUGCGCGCGUCGUACCUGAACCACCCAAUCCUGAGUAAUCUGCUUGUCCAAGCCGAGGAAGAGUUCGGUUUCGCGAACCAGGGACCGUUGGUUAUCCCCUGCGAAGAAUCGGUUUUCGAGGAAGCGAUCCGGUUCAUUUCCCGGUCUGAUUCUUCCCGGUCAAGCCGGUUUACUUGUCCCGACGAUCUUCAGAAAUGCCACGGAGGAAUCAAAAGCAUGUUGAUCGAAUCUAGGCCGUUGCUUCACGCCGCCGUCGUCGAGAAAGUCGUAUGGUGAAGAGUGUUGGUUCGUACGAUUUCUGAUUCAGUUUGACUCGAAAUGAGUUGGUCGCCACGUGAAAGGAAGCAGACGAGUUUUGUAAUAAAAUCGUCAAUGACUCCGCUGAGUUACCACCGGUUCGGGUGGUGCUAAUUUUAAUCGGGAUCAGGGUUUUUUUUUUGUUUACUAAAUAUUUAUUUAUAUGGGCCGAGUUACUCACUGAGUCGAGAUGGACGAGGUUACGGAUUGAGAAGGAGAUGGCGGUUUAAAAGGUGGGGAUGAGUCGUUCCACCGAUGUCAUCCCGGGUUCGAACUCAUAUUCAAGACUGUAAAUGUAAAUAAGACAAAUAAACAUUUGGUUUAUCUGAUUUGAGUAUUUGUCAACUUUCUAUGUCAUUCCGUAAUUUUAUUACAAUCGAAUUUUGUGCUAAUUACUUUAAAAAAUCACUAUACUUCUUGGAGUAAUCGCAACGAGAUAACAUACCAUACAAACUUAAUUUGGUUUGAAUUUUAAUUUUUAAAAAAAUACAAUUUAUCAUCAAUUAAUAUAAUACAUUAAAAAUUCUUAUAACCAUAAUUUUGCACGGUUUUUUAGUUUCAAAUAUAUAAAAAGUUCAACGAGCGAUAAGUAUAUUUUAUGAAUUAAAAAUAGUGUAUCCGACCAAGGCCAUGUGAAGGAAAGACUAUUAGCCCUAUUUCGCCUGACUGUGCUCAACGUCUUCUUCUUUUGUCUUCACUUUCUCCAUCCCAGUAAAAAGUACAGUCUUUUUUUUUUGGUAGGAAGUAAAAAGUACAGUCUAUGGUACACAUAAUCAUUCACUUGAAUUUAAUUAAUGUUAAAAUGAUUUCUUAAGGAACCUCCGAAACUGUGUACUUUAGAUUGUUAAUCUAAUUGUCUCUCUCUAGAAAAUUUCCUCUACCUUCUCUCUAAGAAACUUCCCGAUAAAGAUUGCGAGUUAGGUGAUCGGCGGCGGUUAACGUCGUCGGUCACCACCAACCCUUUUGUUUUUUGUUUCUUAUGUAUAAUAUUCCGGUUUAGCGGAUCUAGUUUUCGCGGUGGCGAAGUUGUAGUAUUUUCGCGGUGGCGAUUUUGUGGUGUCUCAACCUCCGUUGAAGCAAGUCUUCAAGGUUAUCUUUGUUGUUCUUCAAUGGAGGCGUAUGUAUAUACAAUACUCCUCUUUCGCAAUUCAUACUCAGAUUCCAUUUGUCUAAGGUGGCGGCUUCUUAGCUUUCUCGGAUUUGCACUUACUCCUCUUUUAAAGGAAUCAAUCUUUGCUCACUCAAAAGUAGGGCCGAUAAAUCGGCUAGAGCAAAGUAUCCUAAUAGCAAGGAAGAAGUGAUGUUGGAUUGAUCUUGGCUGUUUCAAAUGACGAUUUAGAUGAAUCGGCAUCUUCUUUAACUGAAGGUGGUCCGAUAAAAAUCGUUUAUUGAAAUGACUGAGAAUUCUCAGUUUUAAUAUCCGAUGGUGAUGGAAGUUUCCCUGAAGAUGAUGGUUUAGGCGAAAGAGUAAAGGCAGGGGGAAUUCAUAAGCGUGCCCAGCAAUGAAGCUUGAGCAUAUCGUGUUUUUGCCGGCGGAGUUGCAUCCUGGAUCUUUUCUUUCCAUGCGGUGGCGCGUUAGGGAGCGUGUCUGCUUCAACCGCUUGAAGUCUCAUGCAAAAGAAGAAAAAGACACGUGUCUAGACUUAUCUCUUUGGAAGCUGCGUGGAAUAGUAACAAGAUCGAAGAAGACUCAUAGUUAUUAGGUUAAAUAUGGGCCUAAUAAUUUGGGCUUAUACUUUAUUCGAGUCUGUUGUUAUAUAUAAAUGGGUCGUUUGUAAUUCUCAUGUACUCUGCCCAUCUGGGUCUCUCUAAUGAAAGAGAAUGUUGACAAAAAAAAAAAAAGAUUGUUAAUCUAAUUAACAUUAUCUGGAAAAAAAAUUACAACUCCUAAACUAAUGCUAGAAGCUAGAAGGUAACUUAAAUUAUUACCUCGUCUCUCCCAUAGUAUAUUUAUAAAACAGGUCUUAUGUCUAUGUUUAUGUGAAGAGAAGAGUUAUGUUUAACUUGAUAAUAAAAAUCUAAUUUAUCAUUUUAUUCAGUACUGUUACCACUGUAGAGUGCAGCAUCUUCUCUUAAGUAAAGAAAUAUUUGCGUGUUGAUAAAAAAAAAAAAAUAUUUGCGUAGUUUUUUAUAGACAUCAGUACCUUAUAUUUUUUCUUUUUUUUCUUUAACUGAUCAGUACCUUAUAUUUACUUUUUUUUUUGGUAAGAAGUACCUUAUAUUUACUUGAUGAGAAAUAGUUACAACUAUAAAUCGAAUAGUUGCGGCGGCAUGAGUAAUUUGAUAGAUGUGGAACAAGCAUAUGGAAAUCACUAAGGUCAGUACGAAGUAAAUGUGGUGGUCAAACAGAUAAUUGGUGAGUGGAAAGUGUAAUAAUUUUACGGGAUUUGAUCAAUUUUUUUUUCUUUUUGUAGAAAAUUUGAUUUGAUCAAUUUUUACUACUUCAUUUAAAUAAAUUCUAAGAAGUCUAAAGUCUGUUUAAUUAUUCAUAUUCACUUAUGCAGUGCGUUUUUCAGUAACAAAAGAAAAAAACUCAUUUGGAUUCAAAGUCAUUUCAUAUACGUUUCAACUGAGUAUUUGAUUUUUCAUUCUUUUGGCAAAGAAUCGGUAGAUUAGAUAUGGAAAUAUCAGCUACCUGUUUUCAGUUACACCUAAGAUUGUAAAGAUUUGAAAAGGAAAUGCACUUAGUGAGAAAAUGUGUUAUAAUACUUUCUAAAAGUUAUGAUAAUGUUAUAUAUGUAUAUAUGAAAAUGACCCUGUCUCCAUCCUAAACCCCACAAAUAUAUGAUAUCUGGCAUAUGCUCUAACAUUUUUUUGUACUUUCAAAUUACCUCCCCCGAAAAAAGAUAAAGAGAAUACUUUACAGAACUAUAAAUUUAUCAAUAUAUACAUAAAUAUCUACAGGCCCCUCUGUAUAUGUGGAAACAUUGUACCGCCACUUGGAGUGACAUGAAUAUAUAAGGGUGAAAAUAAUUUAGAAUUAUAGAGUUUUAUGAGAUACGUUAUUAGUGGAUUCGUGUAAAUAGUUUCAUGAGAAAAUUAUUAGACAGAAACUUAAUUAAUUGUAUUUUUUGGUUGACAGAAAGGACGAGAAAAUUCUUUGAAAGAACAACGAAGAGAAACCAAUUGGGAGCCUAUCAAUCCAAUCACAUAACUUAUACACUAUGAGUAUAACUUAUUUUUUGGAAAAACUAAAGAAUUGGGUGUUUAGGGAAAAAUUAGAUGCUUUUUGAGCGAGUGCCCAUUCAAGCUCCUUUGCGUUCAUUCCAUACAGUUAUCUUGUUUUUGUUUUUCUUCUUCUAAUGAUUUAAUAUAUAUAAUGUGAUACUGAAUAUUAUAAAAAAGAUACUUGCAACUUUUUAAAUUCCAACUAGAGCAACAUGCAGAGAAGUUCAUGUUCAUGCAUUUUAGAGUUUGAUUUGAAAUUUUGAAAGUGAAAGAAACCAUUAGAAAUUAUGAUUAAGGCUUAUUCCGGUGGGUACGUAUGAGGGUGUAGAUAAAACUGAAACCAGCGGCCCUUUUGUCUCUUAUCUUACGCGAUUAGAGUCUUAUUCUUUUACAAAGCGUAUCUUGGUUUAGUUGUAAUAAUUUUUAUAUGAUUCGCAAAUCGUCUUCCAUCUAGCUGAACUUAAUAGAGUUGGAUCGAUGGAUUAUGGAUUCAAUAUAUUAUUUCUCAUCGAGUUAAGCCAAAAUAUGACAGAGAGACUGAGAUGAAACUAGAAAUGUUAAUUAGAACAUCAGUAAGAAUUUCUGAGUACUAGAAUAAAUAAAAGGUAUGUUUGUUUUUCAACCUUAUAUAAAGAAGGUUCUUAUAGAAUGGUACACAUAUAAAAUCGUAUUGAUUUGUUACAGGCUGAUCAGAAGCGGGACCGAGGAGUUUCAUUUGGGAAUUUAAAUAACUAUAAGACAAUCACAAGAUAUAUAUUUAUAUUGGGUUGAUCUUAUGUGGCUUAUAUUUCCAUAGGGGAAUUAUUUCGAGUAACUCUUACACAACUCUCACUUUUUCUAAGUUUAUCAAACGAGUAUAACAUUUACACAUACCAAACUCUAUGACCAUUAUAGACCUUAUACCCCAUGUAUAUCAUUAGCAUAUAUAUAUAAAGGUUUGAUGUACCAAAAAGGAUUGAAAACGAACAAGUGAAGAAAACCACCCCAAACCCUGAAAAGUCACAAUACAGAAAUAGGUUUGCUUCACUGAGUGCAUGUCUUUGUAGUUCUACCAACUUUUUAUUUAAAAGGUCAGAAACUUUUUGAGGGAAAACCAAAGACUGAGGAAGGUAAGAUAUGUCACUUUGGUUGGCAACUGAGGAAAUGGUUGUCAAUUACAUUAGUUUUUGGAUUUCUUGCAGGUCUUGUCGAUUGAAAGCCCAUUGUUUAGGUUUUUAAAGAACGAAUCUAGACCUAAAUUGUAUGUGACCAGUAGGGGUGAGCAAUAUUGGAAAUGACUUAUUACUUUAGCUGUCAUUCAUGAAAAUGACAUGGAAAUAAAAACAUAAUCAAAAUUGAGUGUUCAGCCGUGCUUCCCUUAACCAAAAAAAAAAAACAUUGGCUCAGAGCAGCUCUACAAAAAAAAAAAUACUAUUUUAGAAUUUCUUAAACUCUAUAUUUGAAGUUUAAAAAUGUUCUUCUCGAAAAUCAAAGUUUUAAACUCAAGUUCAUAACUAUUUGUAUUUUAUAAUAUAGUCCUUAUAUUUGUCAUAACUAAUUUAAAUUCAUAACACUUUUGUAAAUAACUAGCACAUAUAUAAAUAUAUUACAACAAUAUUAAUUAAUAAAAUAUUCUAUUAAAAUAUAAAAAAUUAAAUAAAAAUGACUUAAUUAAUAUUAAAAUUCAAACAAAAUAUCAUAUUAUUAAAUAAAAUGAUUUUCGUAAUGCAUAUAUAAUCUAUUAGUGCAUUUCGAAGUAAAAAUGGCUCUCCUACUUUUUACUUUGUAGAUUACGAGCUAAAAGUUGUUGAAAUUAGGUGAUAUUGAUACUUGUAAAUACAUUAGAUCAGAACAAGAAAGUAAAAGAGAAACAUAAAAUAUUGCUAAAAGACUAAUUUCUUUUCGAUGAUAUUAAUAUUUGUGAAUAUAUUCGAUAUGAACAAGAAAUAAUUGUACGAAAAGGACAUCAAAAUUACAACAACAACAACCAUCUUCAGUUACACAAAAAAAAUUGGAAAAUAUUUGAAAAUUUUAAAGGUUCCGGAUCAAACUUACCUGACUAUUAGUGUUGUUGUAAUAUUUAAAUUUGUGUAAUAGUUAUGUCUUCAUGUAAUUUUUUAAAUUCUUUUUAUUAAGUUUUUUGUAUAUUAUUAAUGUCUAAAUCUAAUUUAAAAUAUUUAAAUCUAAUUUAUAAAUAUUUUGGAGAUGCUCUUAGGACAUCACUUUUUCAAAAACACUUAAUAACAUAUACUGAACCAUUACUAAUUUGAAGUAAUAAUAUUUGUUUAUAUGGGCUUAAGUAUAAAUUUUAUAAAUAUUUAUACACAAAAUAUGGACCACAGCAAAGAAAGACAUUGAUUAAUCCAUUAGUUCACUAAUUAAAGUUAUAGUUUAGUGACAAAUCUAAAAAGAUUAAUUUUACAAAAAUUCUAGGUAACAAAACAAUUUAGCCGACUUACGUCUUCCUUUCACGAACCUGUUUUGAAGGUUCAAAUCAUAUUAAUAAAGUAGUUUCAUCUCACUUUCUCUUACAGACCACUCUAAUUAAGGUAAAACUAUCCCUUAUAUUUUCUUAUUUCCAACUAUUUAUUUAUCUACCUUCAGUAAUUUUCAUUUAUUUUUCCAAACUGUGGAUAACAAUCACAAUUUCAUACGUUGAAAAGAUGUCACCGAACAAAGACAUCAACGGAGUGAUAGAAAGAUAUCAUCGGUUACAUCUUUUGAGAGGAUAUAUUUCAGAGCUAAAGCUGAUAAAAUUUUAUUUCGUUCAACUAUGUUACAAGAAAUAUUAGGGAUUUAACUAUUUUAUCUAUCGAAAGAAAACUUUUAAGAAAAAUUGAUUUUGAAAGUCCAGUCAGUGAAUUCAUAGAGAAGAAAAUUAGACAAAAUAUGUUUUAGAACUAUUAUUUAGUGUGUUGGUAUUUUAGAAGUGACUAAUUUUAAGACAUUUUUUCUUUAUAAAUGAGGGCAUUUUUUUGUCGCUUACAUAUGCUAUUAGUAGUCGCAUGGCUCUCAGCUGGUUUGGUUUCUGUUGAUGUGUAUAGUGUUUUUUAUCCUUUUUUUUUGUCAUUUGAUGGAUUAAUAUUAACUUGAACAAGGUAGUUCACAAAGCCAACAAAAGUGUUGGAACCUUUCCGGAACCAUAAGCCAGCAUGGUGAUAUGCACCAUCCGGAGACAAAGUUUGAUACAUCCACUAAAACAUACGCUAAACUAAAAGAAGAAGAGAAGUUGAUAAGGAGCAUAGGGAGAUAAGCGAAGAAUUUCAAAAAUGGAAAAGCUAAACGGCCGAAAGCAUAUAUGAAAGAAAAAGCGAUGCAAGCUUAAUUAUCUGAGUUGGAAGAUGAUCUCCUAUAACGUUUUCACCAGUGCAGCACGUUCAACCACCACACAUAAAAUUUCUUCCUCUACAAGAAGCCACAUAGAACCAAUCUUCAACCCGAGCAGCUAAAGAAGACGCGGUUGGUAAUUAACUACUCAAAGAUUGCAUGCAAUUGAGCUAUGGCUCCACAAUUCCUUACCAAGUAAUCCGGAAAACCUGUUGGUUUCAAAUCAAGGAACUACAUUACAUCUCAGCCCCGGAGUUUCACCGACUGAAGAGAACAAAACCAAGACCAGAGGACUAACAACGAGGGUAUACCAAGGAUAACCACCAUUAAGAGCUAGAAACCUCAAAGGAGACAGAGCAAAACCAACUUCCAUGGCAGAGAAACUCUACCGUAAAAAGCAGAAAAUGAUAACUCCCAACAAAACCAUCAGACCAAACACACUCCACAAAUCUCUCAAAACAAAACACCAAACCCCUAAAUCUAAAUUCGCUACACUCGCUCAAGUUGUCUCCAUGAAGAAACCUCAGACUGAAGCUCCACAAGAACGACCCACAAGCGCCGACCUUGACACAGAACCGAACUUAUAUCGAGAGGUUUUGAACUUAGAUCUAGGCUAAGACAGAACAAAGCUUAAAACCUAUGUGAAACAGAGAGUUUUCAAUACACACUGGAAGAGUCAAGAAACCAGGAGAGACACAACAGACCACCAUAGAAAUACUUUAGCUUUGCCUCACCUGAACCGAUGGAAGAAGUACCACCCCACAUCAUAGCCGGUAUAACCUGCACUGCACAGCAGAAAAAGCUUCGGAUGUAGUCAAUCAGCCUAAGCAAUCGACAGGAAGAGAUCGACAUCGAGUCCCUUAUCUCCAACUCCCCUGUUUCUUGGAAGCCUCUUCUCAGCCUACAAACGACACUAUACUAGACUAAGGACCUUCUCACAGCACGGACGAAGGUCGCCGGAUACCGGAGAAGGUAAGACCAAUGAACACUCUUUUUCUCUUGCGGUAGCUCUAGGGUUUUCUCUCAAAGGUUUUUUUUUUCUGUGACCAAGUUUUAGUGGUUUUUUAUCUUUUGAAUUGUAGUUUUAAAGACAUGGAUCAAACAAGAAAUAUCUCAAACCACAUGGAUUUUUCUUUUUCCUUAAACCACAUGAAAAUUAGUUCUAUUCAGUUCGAUUUAACUGGACCUGCCCUCCCGUAACAUUAUGGUUGUGUGAAUGAAAAACCUUACAGGUAAUAAUUAUUUGGUUAUUAAGACUAACAUAUUAUUUUUUCUCUGUAAGCUUUUCCUUGGGUUUGUCUAUUUUAAGCCUAGUCCACUUUACCUUAUAUCUUGCUUUGAAAGCCUACAAUAGAUAACAAAAUAUCUCUUGCAGCAAAAGAAAGGAUAAUCUACAUUCUCUCGAGUUUCAACAAAAGAAAGGAUAAUUUACAUUCUCUUGAGUUUCUAUUACUUGUUAUAUAUACCAACUUUUGUAAGGCCUUUUUAAUGCCCAAAUAACAAUGGCUAUUGUAUAGCAUUUAGUAAAUACGUUAAGUCAAUUGGUGAGCUAUAAUUCUAACCUAUAAAUAAGGAGGUAAGUUUAGGUGAAAUUCAUCGCUCUCUUAUAAUUCCUUUCCUACUUCUUCUUUGUUGCCCGAUUGGCCGCCAGGGCUGGUCUAUGGCAUAAGCGGGUGAAGCUAUGGCUUAGGGCAGAAAAUUUUACAAGAGCAUAUGUUUUUGUUGUUAAUGGGACAUAUUUUAGUUUUUUUUUUUUUUUUGCUUUUUACAAAUAAUUAAGAUUUGUAAGGUUUUCUUAGCUAAAACAAUAUUUGUGGGAAUAAUUAAUCAGAAUAAACAUUUGUCGGAUCCUUUAGCAAUAUUUAUAAACUUGUAUUAACAAAUAUAUUUGUUAAUUUCUAUUUUAGACAACUAAAACCCUAAUUAAAAGUUAGCUACUAAAUGUUUUUCGUGUUGUCUCUUUAUUUUCUGCCAUUUUCCCAAUUUAUUUUCUAUUGCUUCAAUUCUUAGAUCAUAAUCUUCGUAUUGACGAGAGAUACGUGACUAAUUUAUUAAUUUCUAAAUUUUUAUAAAAACUAAAAAAUUAUGAUGAGAGCAGUAUCACGUGUUGACAUUAUUACGAGUCGUUACGAGUUUGCUCUUCUUUUGUGUUCACCAAUCUUAAUGAUAGUUAGUUGAGACUGUUAUUUUUGAAAAACUUGACUACAUAAGUUUAAGUAGUGAUUUGAAGGAAAAGAAGCAAAAAGAUCGAUAUUUCGUUAAUAAGUAUUUUCUAUUCGAUUAUUUUUGUUUCCUUACAAACCUUUUGUGAAACUUGAUUGUUUAAUGGAAGUUUAUUUAUUUCUAUUACUGAUGUUAUAUGAUUUUGGAUUAUAUAUAAACUAGGUGAUUUUUCUAUGCUCAUGCAAAGAUAUAAAUAUAUACAAAAUAAUUAAUAAUUACUUAAUUUUUUAAUUAAUAUAUAUAUAUAUAUAUAUCAUUAUAAAAAUUAUUAGUUAUUUUCUUUUAUUUAGAAAUUUUAUCUUAUUUGAAAAAAAAAAAAAAUAUAUAUAUAUAUAUAUAUAUCAUAUGUAAAUAGUGUUUAAAUAAUAUAUUUAUUUUAGUUAUAUAUGCAAUCUAGGUUUAAAAAUUUCAUUGAUUUACUUAUUUAUUUUUGGGGUUUACUAAGUCGAAUUUUUACUACAACUAUUUGAAUUUUAAAUAGCUAAAAUCAUAUUAAAUGUUAUUAAAAUUUCAUUUUUUAUUUUAGAUUUGUAAAUAUAUCUUUGUAAUUUUUUUCAUUUAUUAUGUAUCCUUUUGAUAAAAUAUUAAAAAUAAAUUAAAACUGUAUUAUUUUAGAAAAUAUAAUUUUUGAAUCUAUUGACAAACAUAAUUUAUUAAUUCUUAUUAGUUAUUUAGUUUAAAGUUAGUUGUAACAUUAAGAAGAUAUUAAAUUAUCAAUAUAUAAAGCAGAUGGUUGAUUUAUAUUAUUAAAAAUAUUUUGUUUACACUUUUAAUCUUUUGAUCUAAACAUAUAUAUAGAAAAUAUUUUUGGUUGUUUUAUUUUAUUUUAUUAUUUAUUAUAUUAUUUAAGGUAAAAUAUUUUAAAAAUUAUCUUCUUUAAAAAAUAUAUUCAUUAUUAGUUAUUAAAUAAAAUAUCGAAAUUAUAUAUAUAUAUAUAUAUAUAUAUACAAUUUUCAUAUUUUAGUAGUUUAAGAAAAUAUUAUGAUAAAAAAAAGGAAAUUAAAAGCAAAAAAUUAUGAAACAAAAAGGAAAAUAAAAUAAAAAAAAUUAUAAUAAUGGUAUUAUACAUAAUAUUUUCAAUUCAUUAAGAAUACUUUUGUAAUUGACUACUCUAAAAUUAACAUGAAAACUAUACAUAAGAAACUGAUUUCUCAAAUAAUAUUAUAGAGAUAUAAAUACAUAUUUUUUUGAAAUGGCUUAGGGCACGAUAAUAUAUUAGACCGGCACUGGAAAGAGCCAAACAGAUUCUAAAGUUCACGUUGUUAGAAGAUUUGAAAACAAAAUAUAAACUUAACAAUUUUUAUUUAUUAACGGGACACUUAACGUUGACAUCGGGAAGGUUAUUUGGCGUUGUCAAUGGUUUAUUUGGAAAGAAAAGAGCUUGGUGUUUUUUUAGCCAAUGUUUGAUACUUGAGGGUUUAAUCGACCUUAUUCCCCUUGAUUAAGCAAGCAUAUCUUUGCACACAGAAAUAAACUCUACUAAUUACCGACCAAACACAAAAUUAUUUAUGUCCAUUAUUGCAACCACCCGGCGCAAUAAAUAUCUCAAUCACUUUAGUUUAGUUUUUAAUUAUAUUCGUUAAUUGAAAACGAAAUAGUCCAUGUAGACACUAAGAACAUCUCCCAAAAGAAACUUUAUUUUAAAGUUUCCAAAACUUUAUAUUUGAAGUUUAAAAGUGUUCUUCUCUAAAAGCAAAACUUCAAACUCAACUUUAAAACUAUUUGUAUUUUAUAAUAUGGUCCUUAUAUUGUAAACAACUAGCAGAUAUAUAAACAUAUUACAACAAUAUUAAUUAAUAAAAUAUUCUAUUAAAAUAUAAAAAUUUAAAUAAAAAUAACUUAAUUAAUAUUGAACUUCAAACAAAAUACCAUAUUAUUCUAUAAAAUAAUUUUCGUAAUGCAUAUUUGAUCUAUUAGUGCAUAUCGAAGUAAAAAUGGCUCUCUUCAUUUUUACUUUGUAGAUUACGAGCUAAAUAUUGUUGAAAUCAGGUGAUAUUGAUACUUGUAAAUACAUUAGAUCGAAACAAGAAAGUAAAAUAGAAAC
Molecule: messenger RNA, 12081 nt
Organism: Brassica rapa (field mustard)
Lineage: Eukaryota; Viridiplantae; Streptophyta; Magnoliopsida; Brassicales; Brassicaceae
Product: auxin-responsive protein SAUR50-like
Biological process (GO): response to auxin
Source: RefSeq, a predicted model, not a curated record